Messenger RNA from Hipposideros armiger (great roundleaf bat), 548 nucleotides. Its product is annotated as galectin-7-like. The record is from RefSeq and is a predicted model, not a curated record. The transcript is spliced from 4 exons. Bases 157 to 510 code for a protein of 117 amino acids. Gene Ontology annotation, molecular function: carbohydrate binding. Lineage: Eukaryota; Metazoa; Chordata; Mammalia; Chiroptera; Hipposideridae.
CAGCUGUGAAGAAAUAUCCCGCCACAAUGAGGAAAUCAGGGAGAAGAUGAGUCAUUGGGAUACACAAGCAGUACAGAAUGGGACAAGAAAUGGCCACCCUCAUUGAAUGUGCCCCACAAGACCUCGCUGCCCGAGGGCAUCAGAAUCGGCACCGUGAUGAGAAUUCGUGGCGUUGUCCCUGAGAAAGCUGGCAGGUUUUAUGUAAACCUGCUGUGCAGCGAGGAGGAGGGCAGCGAGGCCGCUCUGCAUUUCAACCCUCGGUUGGAUGAGUCCGUGGUGGUCUUUAACACCAAGAAGGGGGGCACCUGGGGCCAGGAGGAGCGCGGCCGUGGCAUUCCUUUCCAGCGUGGGCAGCCCUUCGACGUGCUCCUCAUUACCACUGAAAAAGGCUUCAAGGCGGUGGUCGGAGACUCGGAAUACCAUCAUUUCCUCUACCGCAUCCAGCCCGAGCACGUGCGCGUGAUGGAGGUGGGUGGGGACCUGCAGCUGGAGUCGGUGAAGAUCUUCUGAGCCUGCGAGGGGAUCGAGUCCAGGACCUGGAUGGCAAA